Chelonia mydas (Green sea turtle) is the source of this 3759-nucleotide messenger RNA. It is a transcript of the gene RABGEF1, whose product is annotated as RAB guanine nucleotide exchange factor 1. Gene Ontology annotation, cellular component: cytosol; endocytic vesicle. NCBI's taxonomy places the organism in Eukaryota, Metazoa, Chordata, Testudines, Cheloniidae. Gene Ontology annotation, biological process: vesicle-mediated transport. The coding region runs from base 222 to 1820 and encodes 532 amino acids. The record is from RefSeq and is a predicted model, not a curated record. The transcript is spliced from 11 exons. Gene Ontology annotation, molecular function: zinc ion binding; guanyl-nucleotide exchange factor activity; DNA binding.
ACCCGGAAGUGACGCCGUACGCACGCGCGCGCGCUGACGCAGCGGCAGGGGCCCUGCCGAGCUGGCCUGAGCUGAGGCGCGUCGCGUUCGCAGGCGGCGCAGUUGGAGGGGCCGGAGCGGGGCUGAGACGCAGAGUAUCUUGUACUUCUUAUGGACGGACUGGUUUAUAGGGAAACAUAGAAACUGCAUGGAAUAACCUUCAGUUCUUUAAACAGGAAGAAAUGAGCCUAAAGUCUGAACGCAGAGGAAUUCACGUUGAUCAGUCAGAACUACUGUGCAAGAAAGGAUGUGGUUACUAUGGAAACCCUGCUUGGCAGGGCUUCUGCUCCAAGUGCUGGAGAGAAGAGUACCAUAAGGCAAGGCAGAAGCAGAUUCAGGAUGACUGGGAGCUGGCAGAGCGACUUCAGCGUGAGGAGGAAGAAGCCUAUGCUAGUAGUCAGAGUACACAAGGGGCACAGUCGCUCACCUUUUCCAAGUUUGAGGAAAAGAAAACCAAUGAAAAGACACGCAAGGUGACAACCGUCAAGAAAUUCUUCAGUGCGUCUUCCAGGACAGGAGCUAAGAAGGUGGCUCAAGAGAGAAACCUUAAGCAAGGACAGCUUGGGAGGGAGCGAAAUGCUGAUAACAUUCUCAGGGACUUGAAGGAAAUUUUUACUCCCUCCUGGGAGCUGGCUUCCCCUACUGAAGCAGAGAUUCAUGAAGCUAAGGCUCCUAGCCCUUCAAUAAACAGGCAGGUCAGCAUUGAGACAGAUCGAGCAUCCAAGGAGUUUAUAGAGUUUCUCAAGACCUAUCAAAAAUCUGGUCAAGACAUUUAUAAGCAGUGCAAAAUGUUUUUGGAAGCAAUGCAUCACAAAAGGGAAUUAAGUAUUGAGGAACAAUCUGAAUGUGCCCAGGACUUCUAUCAAAAUGUAGCAGAGAAAUUACAGACCCGUUGGAAAGUUUCCCCAGAAAAAGUUGAGAAAGCAAUGGACCAGAUUGAAAAAUAUAUCAUGACUCGAUUGUAUAAAUAUGUGUUCUGCCCUGAAACAACUGAUGAUGAGAAGAAGGAUCUGGUUGUCCAAAAGAGAAUCAGGGCUUUACACUGGGUUACUCCACAAAUGCUGUGUGUUCCUGUUAAUGAAGAAAUUCCAGAGGUCUCCGAUAUGGUUGUGAAAGCAAUUACAGAUAUUAUCGAAAUGGAUUCAAAACGUGUCCCUCGUGAUAAAUUAGCAUGCAUCACCCAAUGCAGCAAACAUAUCUUCAACGCUAUAAAAAUCACAAAAAACGAACCAGCUUCUGCUGAUGACUUCUUACCAACACUUAUCUAUAUUGUUUUGAAGGGAAACCCACCCCGUCUGCAGUCCAACAUCCAGUAUAUAACCCGCUUCUGUAAUCCAAGCAGGUUAAUGACUGGAGAGGAUGGCUACUAUUUUACCAAUCUGUGCUGUGCUGUGGCCUUCAUUGAAAAGCUGGACGCUCAAUCUUUAAAUCUAAGCCAGGAGGAUUUUGAUCGCUACAUGUCGGGCCAAACGUCUCCAAAGAAACAAGAAUCUGAAAACUGGUCAUCAGAUGUGUGCCUAGGUGUUAAACAGAUGUAUAAGAACUUAGACCUCCUAUCUCAAUUGAAUGAGAGACAGGAAAGAAUUGUCAGUGAAGCCAAGAAGCUUGAGAAAGACCUUAUAGAUUGGACUGAUGGAAUUACUAAGGAAGUCCAAGAUAUUGUUGAAAAAUAUCCAUUGGAAAUAAAACCAAAAAAUCAACCCUUAGCAGCUAUUGACUCUGAAAACGUAGAGAAUGAUAAAUUGCCCCCACCAUUGCAGCCUCAGGUUUAUGCUGGAUGAUAAUUUACCAUGAAAGUAUUAACUUCAAAAGGAGUUCUUACACACCUAUUACUAUUUGCUGCUUGGAAAGGGGAAUAAGUUUGAGGCUAAAAAAAUCAAAUGAGUUUAAAUCAGUACAUUUUUAAAGGUACAAUUAUUUUGUUUAGAGUGUAAUAAAUUGUAUUUAUUUUAGUCAAAGUAGGUUUCUAUUAGGCUUUUUUGGUUUUUUGAACUGAAUUUAAAUUUUCUACACAAAGCCAAUGUAAUUUUUAAGCAACACUAGUCCAUUGACAACUUUUUCCUGAAAGCUUCCUUCUGGGCAUGCACUUAUGUGUUUUUAAAUAAUUAGUUUAAUUUAAAUUUAAGAAGAAAAAGAUCAGCAGUACUUCUUGAAUAAUGCAAGGCUGGGAGUUCUAGCAGAAACUCAAAGGUACCAGUGUUCCAGGGUCUGAAUUUAUUCUGUAGUUGUAAUGAUGAAAGAUAUAGUGUAAAAUAAAUAUGUAGAAUUGUAAAUAGGUUUAAAAAAGUAAUGUUUCAACUGUGCAUGGCACCUUGUGUAUUAGUACAAAAUGAUAUAUAAAAAUGUCCAUUUUUAGCACCUUUUAUUUAGUUCAAUAUUAACUUCACAGUAUAUAAGGAAGUACACCAUUAAUGUAUUUUAGCAAGCUGGAUGAUGCAACAGAAUGAACUGCAGAUUUGAAAGCUUGACAGAACUCUAUCAUAGUAUUCAUAGCUUUUAAAUGCAUUCUUUAUUAUAACUCUUGGGAUCUGAAAAUGGAAAUAUUUUUUCAUCUUAACAUUUCCCUCCAUUUUUGUCAGUAUACUGGUGGUCUGUUGAGUUGCAGGUAGGUGCUGGUGUUGCUUAUUUCUAAGAAGAAAGAGCAUUGAAGCAGGUUUUGGAAGGAGAGGAAAAUGACAGACUUGGAACCCGUGGUGAUAGUUGUGGGGGAAAUGGCUCAAAUGCUCAGCCAACAGUGACUGACUCUUUCCUAAUACAGUGAGUUUGUAUUGUUUAGCCAUUUCCCACUAAUGGGUUGGGCCUUGACCACUGUCUCUCCUCCUUCUCCCCCCCAAUCCAGGCAUGCUUCAUAUGAACCUGUUUUAGAGGCUACUUUAUUAAGAGCAUGACCCUUUGCUAUUAGCAAGAAAGAGCACAUUUAUUUUUACAAAAUUGCACUAUUCUGGGCUUUAGUGAUUUUUGCGUACUGAAAGUGAACAAGCUAAGCAUCAAGGUUAAUACAGUUCACUUCCCAAAAGCUUUAAAUCACUGUGUACUGUAUUUCAUUUGAAAAAUAACCCACUAGUUCACUCCACAAAACAUGUAACCAUUUGCAGAUUUUUUUUAUAUUCCAGUGAAACAUUUUAUAUAUCAUUUUAAAUAUCUUCCAGUUAAUUUAGUCUGCCAUGGCUUCUAUGUGUACCUGUGAUAUUUAAUGCUUUUCAGAGAUACUUUCCUUAGCUUGGCUAAGGGCUGUUCUUAAGCAACUUUAAAUUUUUUCCAUCAAGGGGAGGGUACCUACCUCUUCAUUGUAUUCCAUUGCUUUAAAAAUACUGAUACUUCAAAAUUUGCACUGCAAUAAUUUCAGACCAAAACUGUGACUUGUCCUAUUUUUAAUUCCCAAAUUGCUGUGUUUAACGGUUUGAACUAUGCAUUCCUAGAGUUUUAAAGAUAACUAAUUACCCACAUUUCCCUGCAGAGAUGCAACAAUGAGUCAGUUGAUCAUAAGAAAUUACUUUGAGUAGUUACUGUUCAUUGAUGAGACUCUGCUCCUAGACUGUUCAAGACCUUAUCAAUGCUUGUAGUGAGUCUUUAUUUUCUCUACAUACAUUAGGUGCUAAUUCUGAUAUCCAGGUACACAUUUGUCUCUUUCCUAAAAAUAAAUAAGUAAAUAAAUAAAAUGUACACAUCUUUUAGCUACUGCAUACUAAACUGCUGUUAAAUAAAAAUAUGUGCAUUCUU